ACCCCCGCAACGAUGGAAGCGACAAAGAAUGUUGCGAUGUGCGUCUUGCACGCACAGUCGAUAGAUGAGCUCGUCGUGCGGGCCACCGGGCCCAAGCUUGAAGUGCUUGUGGCUAUGGGACGCCAGUUAUGCCCACUGCUGGGCGCUGACGCUCGUUCUGGAUUUGAGCUCGGCGAGCCGCUGCGCCUCUACCAAACUUCACCGACAGCUGGUGGAGAGCGGCAGCUUUUUGACACCGGCGAUUUCAACAUCGAUACAUGCGUGUGGGAUUCAUGGAGUGCCUCGGUCUAUUUUAAGUCAGGCUACGCAAUCUUCCGGCUCGUGGGCGACGAGGUGACCCUCGUCGCUGGAGACCCGAACGAGCGCGGGCAUCGGGAUGGUCCCGGGCCCGCCGCUCGGUUCCUCCCCAUGGGAGUUUACAUUGCGCAGCUGGCCUCUGACGGCGCGGGCAGUAUCAUCUUUGCGGAGGGGCAGCGCUACGUGCGUCGCAUCCAGCUGCCAACGGCGUGGCGCGCCGCUGCGCCACCGCCCACGGCCGCGGCUGGCGACAACAUCAGCAGCGGCGCUGCCGCCGGCGAGGCCGUUGCUGCGGAUGCCGUUGCACAGGUCGACACGCUGCCCUACCGCGCACCAGCGCUCGUGCACAGCGCCGUGUGCCUGCUGCCGCCGCAGCAGUCGUCAGCUGCUACUGCUGCUACUGCUGCAGCUGAUGCUGGCGCCGCAGCUGACAGUGCUGUGACCGGCGCUGCUACUGCCGCGGCGUGCGCGAGCGGCUGGCUGGUACUGGGCACGCAGACCGCCCUCUACCGCGUGCCGCUACCGCUGCCCGCUGCCGCUGCGCCUGCACCGCCGCCUGCACCGCCUGCACCAGCAGCCGCGGCUCCUGCGGCGCCGGCCGCCGGCCGCGCAAGGGCGGCUGGUGCACGGGCAGCGGCGUGGGGGGCGCCUGGCGCCGGGGCGGCAGUGGCAGCGGCAGCAGCCGCAGCGGCACUUCCGCAGCAGCAGCAGCAGCAGCAGCUGCCGCUACCACUGCUUUCAGGAAGCGACGGUGCGGCUGGAAGCAUGGACGGCCGGGGCCCAGACGCGCGAUUCUGUUGCUUUCAUGGCAUUACGGCCGACGCCGCCGGCCGCAUCUACCUGGCGGACGCGGUGCAGCACGGCACCAUGUCGCGUCGGCUGCGACGCGUUUCGCCUGACGGCACCGUCGAGACGCUGGUGGCGAUUCCGGCGGUCUGCUGGUUCCCCACCAUCCUGCCCAACGGCUACCUAGCCAUGGGCUCCAACAACCAGCUCAAGCUCUUGGACCUGGGGCUGCAGCCGCUACUGCCGCAGCUACUGCCGGCGCCAGCUUCAGCAGCAGCAGCAGCAGCAGCAGCAGCAGCCGGGCCGCCGCCGCGCAGCCUGCCCGCAGACCUGGGUGCGCUGCUGGAGGACGCGCAGCAGCCCGGCGGCGGCGGGACUGCAGACCUCACGCUUCGUGUGGGCGAGCGGCGCUUCCACUGCCACCGUGCCAUCCUGUCCGCGCGCUGCGACUACUUCAAGCAGCGCCUGGCGGCGAGCGGCGGCUUCGCGGACGCGCGCGCGGCGGAGCUGGAGCUGCCGGACGCGGACGCCGACACCUUCGCGCUGCUGCUGCGAUGGCUGUACACGGGCGACACGGACGUUCCGCUGGAGCAGGCGCGCGGUGUGGCUGAGCUGGCGGACCGGCUGCUGCUGCCUGAGCUUUGCGCCCGUGCAUUGGACGUGGUGGCGGCAUCCGUGGACGCGGCGGCCAUCGUGGACAGCCUGCUGUGGGCCGCGGGCUGCUGCGAGGCGCGUGGCGGCGGCGGCGGCUUUGGCGGCCUGCUGGCGCGGCUGAAGGAGUGGUACGUGUCGCACCACAAGGCCGUGGCGGCGGAGGCGGGAGUCAGUCGCGCCAGGCUGGCUGCGGAGGCGCCGCUGCUGAUGGUGGAGCUGAUGGACGCCGUGCUGAGUCAGCCGGACGGGGGAGACCGGAAGCGGCAGCGCGCGUAGGUGGGUCAGGUGAGGCGGCUUGAUAGUUUCUAGAUAGUGGCGAGAGCGUUGCAGUGUUAUAGGUCAUGAUGGGGAUGGGAUGCUGGUGGUGGUCGUGGUGGCGGCGGGUGGGUGCUACCCGGGUGUGCCGUACUGCGCGGAUGUGUGUGUUUCAGCGUUGGCAGGGUGCCACAUGCUGCCAUGUUAUGUCAUGCGUGCUGUGGAUGUUAGGAAUGCAGCGGUGAAUGUACACCUAGCCAAAGGGGUUCUGGGCUUUGGUUCUGGGCUUUGGCGAAGUAGACAUUAUGAAGCACAGCUUGCAGGCAGCUGGAAGAGGCCAGUAGGAACUCGAGGGGGCUGGCGCUACUUGUGUCGGCGGGCAUCUUCGGAGCUACUUUAAUGGAUUCUGGAAGGAACUGUUGCAGGUUCUUACUGCAUAGGUGCGUACGCAUGUGCUUAAGAGUAUUGAAUUGGAGAUUGGGAUGUGACGAACAGCAGGCUUCAGUCUGCCACACCGUGGUGCAUACAAUGACUCGGGCUGUACUUUCUCACGAUUGCAAUACACGAUAUGGCCGUCUAUGUGUGUGUGUCCGUGUGUGGGGUUUGGGGCGGGGCGGGGAGAGCUUUGCGUGGGGCUCUACUUCACACGUGCGUUGACCCGGUGUCACUCGGUGCGUGCGCAUGACGCUGGGUCAACCCUGGCUUGUGUAAGCGGUCAGGAAG
Messenger RNA from Chlamydomonas reinhardtii, 2715 nucleotides. RefSeq lists its product as uncharacterized. The record is from RefSeq and is a predicted model, not a curated record. Gene Ontology annotation, molecular function: protein binding. The transcript is spliced from 2 exons. Gene Ontology annotation, cellular component: cytoplasm; ubiquitin ligase complex. Lineage: Eukaryota; Viridiplantae; Chlorophyta; Chlorophyceae; Chlamydomonadales; Chlamydomonadaceae. The coding region runs from base 115 to 2013 and encodes 632 amino acids.